Fundulus heteroclitus (mummichog) is the source of this 3825-nucleotide messenger RNA. RefSeq names its product prominin 1 b (gene prom1b). The transcript has 30 exons. Gene Ontology annotation, cellular component: prominosome; cilium; apical plasma membrane. The record is from RefSeq and is a predicted model, not a curated record. Gene Ontology annotation, molecular function: cholesterol binding. The coding region runs from base 305 to 3043 and encodes 912 amino acids. NCBI's taxonomy places the organism in Eukaryota, Metazoa, Chordata, Actinopteri, Cyprinodontiformes, Fundulidae.
GAGCGCACCAGAGCCCUCUGCGUGCGCGUGAGAUUAGGCUGCUCUUAGCUCGCGGUCCGGUGAACGCGAGGACACCGGCACAGUGAGAAUCCCACACACCGCGGCUGGUCUUCCGGGAAGGAUGUCCGUGAUGAGUCCGUGGAGGGGAACCAGAACCAGAGCCUAGCGGCUGCCUCCGGAUGUGUGAAGGUGUUUCGGGUCCUGUGGGAGGAACAGGUGUCUGCUGCUCUCUCCGUCCCGACUGGGACUGCAGGUUGUCUGGGUCUCUGGUCUUCUGGCGCUUCCCCCCCCUUCGUCUCUGACCAUGUUGUGGACACGGUGGCUCGUCCUGCUGCUUUGGUUUGGAGCCACCAGCGCAGAGCAGCAGCAGCAGCAGCAGGAGGAUGAGAGGGACGGGCACCGGGCCGAGGUCAGGUCGGACCCCCGCAGGCAGCGCUCCUCUCCGCCGGUGGAGCCGCUGGACUUUGGGUUUGUACCCGCAGCGGUUUAUGAUACCCACGCUUACUACGAGCCGGGGACCAUAGGAAUCCUUUUCCACAUGGUCCACGCGUUCCUGUACGCGGUUCAACCAAACUCUUUCCCCAAAGAUCUUAUUGUUAGAGUCAUUCAGCAAAACAUGGGAGGAAUUAAAAUAGAAGAAUGGAGAAAGCCAGAAAACGUCCUCCUGCUGCUGCAGUGGAUCCACUAUGAGUCUGGUUUCCUAAUAUGCGCGGUCUUUGGAAUCGUCUUCGUGGUCCUCACCCCCAUCGUUGCCACCUGUUUCUGCAUGUGUCGAUGCUGCGACAACUGCGGAGGUGAGAUGCAUCAGAGGCAGAGGAAAAACGCCGACUGUCACCGAGGGUUCUUCACCGCCUCGCUCAUCGCCACCACCAUCUUCAUCAUUCUUGGAGUUUUUGUCGCCUACGCAGCCAACCACAACGUCAGCACUCAGAUCAAGAGCACCCGCAGACUCAUAAACACCAACAUGAGAGACCUAAAGACAUUCGCCAACAACACGCCAGCGCAAAUUGAAUAUCUGACCGCCCAGUACACCACUGCAAAGAACAAAGUCCUGUCAGACCUCGACAACAUUGGACCUUUGCUGGGAGCCAGAAUCCACAGUCAUCUGGGGAAAGAGGUGGUUCCUGCGCUGGAUGCUGCCCUUCGUAUGGCAGGAGCAAAAGUUGAGAGUGCUAUAAAAGCCAUGCGGGAGACCAAAGAGGCCCUGGAGAACGUCAGCUCUGCGUUGGAGAUCCUGCAGGAAGGGAUGGGUAGGCUUCAGGCCAGUCUGACAGGGGAGCGCUCCUCCCUGUCCAACACCCUGUCCGACCCGGCCUGCACCAACGGAGCCGUGUCCCCCACCUGCAACACCAUCCGCUCCACGCUGCCGCAGCUGGGAGUCAACGCCGACUUCUCCAAGCUCCCGGAUGUUAACCACGCCUUGACCAACAUAAAUACUGUACUGAAAGUAGAUCUCAGCAACUUUGUCCAAAAGGGUUAUGCCUCCUUCAAUGACACUUCAGCUCUGGUAAAAGAGCAAACCAGAAACAUAGUUACAGCUCUGCCUCGAGUGAAAAGCAUGCUGGAUAAGAUUGGGAGUGAGAUCACUGCCUUCUCCAAAAUGUUCCCAGUGGAAUCCUCUCUUGCCAAUUUCACCAUAUUUCUCAACGACAGACACAAGGUCAUCGAGUCCUUUUACCCUCAGAUCGACCAAAUGGAUUUCUACAGGUGGAUCGCCUGCGUGGCGGUGCUCUGCACGGUCGUCCUGAUUCUGGCCUUCAACGUGCUCGGCCUGCUCUGCGGCACCUGCGGCUACGACAGGCAGGCGACGCCGACGACACGCGGCUGCCUGUCGAACACCGGUGGAAACCUGCUGAUGGCCGGCGUGGGCUUCUCGUUUAUCUUUUCCUGGGUGCUGAUGGGCCUCGUUACCACUCUGUUUGUUGUUGGAGGAAACGUGGAGAAGCUGAUAUGUGAACCUCUGGCAAACCGACAGCUAUUCAAGAUCAUAGAUACACCAUUCCUGGUUCAUCCUGAAAAGAGGAAUUUCCUUCCAGGGAUGCUCUUCCAGAAUCCAAACAUCGAAUUGACCCUGGGCAGCAUGUACAGGGAGUGCUAUGAGAACAACGGCCUGUAUCACGCGCUGCAGCUGGAGAACAUCUUUAACAUUAACUCCUUCCUGAACCGCACCGUGUACAACAAGGACCUGGCCAAAGUGUUCGAAGGAGUCCAGGUGGACCUGAAGGACAUCAUGCUGCUGGACCAGGCCGGCAGAGAUAACCUCAUGAACUUUGCAAACGCAGGAGUGGGAGAGAUCGACUAUCCGGCUUACCUGGCUGAGGUGAAUAAGGGGGUCACUGUUGUCGAUCUGCUGUCUUUCUGCUCCGACCUGGAGGACCAGGCCGACCAGCUGCCGCGAGGAGCUCUGGAGAACGCACUGAAAGGACAUGCCAGCAGCAUCAGAACCAUCCACAGGGAGCAGGUGGUUCCCUUGGAGCAAGCGAUGAAAUAUGUCAGAGCGAGGAGCACCCUGAGCCAGAGCAUCAAACUGCUGCAGAGGACGUCCAACGACCUGCCUGUUAAAGUCACCAAUAUCCUGAGCGCCAUCGACGCAGCGGAGUAUCUCAUCACUCACAAUGCCUCACACGUUGUGAAACAGGAGACGAAGGCCUUCGUGCAGAGCCUGGUGGGAUACUUCAAGCAGUACACCGAAUGGGUUAAAAACUCGCUGACUGCCGAGGUAGCCCAGUGUAAACCCAUCAGCAACAUGGUGGACAGCAUGGAGAUAGUGGCCUGCAGCUUCAUCGUCGACUCAGUGAACACGUUUUGGAUGGGUUUGGGAGCCUGCUGCCUCCUUCUGAUUCCCAGCAUCAUCUUUUCCGUCAAACUGGCCAAAUACUACAGACGGAUGGACACGGAGGACGUCUUUGAAGAUAGGGCUAAAACAGGUAAUCGUGAUGAACAGGUGUGUGAUAUCAGUGGAAACGUCCCUCCGCUCAGCUCUCCCUAUAAUGACACACUGACUUGGUUCCCUCGGGCCUCAGCCCCACCGAGCGAAUGGUGACCUGCUGGAUCGCUCGGCCUUGUUGGAGUGGGCAGGAGAACUGGAACUGACCUGUCCUGGAAAGGCUUCACUGGAUCAAAAGAAAGGGAACAAAAACCAACAAUCAGGAACACUCCUUGAGCUGUUUGCCAUCUGCAACCCCCUGAAGUCCUCUCCUGGUCGCUCCUGCAACCUUUUAGCUUUUCAUGCUGUAGAAAUAAUUUGGUUUCUGCUGAAAAACCCAGAAUAGUAGAAAAUUAAACUGCAUGUACAUCAGUUUCACAACGACUGAAGUGUAAAAAAAAUUUUUUACACUUUCAAAACUUUUGGAAGUUUUAUAUCUUUUUCUUAAUCUUUGUUUUAUAUAAUGUUAGUACUGUUUUUUGUAGAUUUAUUGUUUGGUUCUUUUUUUUUUUUUUUCUCUCUGUGGAUAUUUGUAUCAUAGCUUAAAUUAUUUGGUAUGAUUGAGUUUAUUUCUUGGGGAAGUAUAAAACAGUCAGGGCGAUAGUUUUGCUAAGCUAUUAGGCACAUUAGUGGUUAAUUAGGACCUAAUAAAAGAUUAUUGUAAUAUACUGACUGAAAUAUUAGACGUUUAACCUAAUAAUGGCUUUAUGAGAAGUCUUUUUGAUCACCAGAGCUUUAACUUUUCUUCUAAUCACCAUUAAUGUCUGCAGAAAAACUCUUUUCUGUCCAUUAAAUAGUUUUUCAGACAAAAGCCUAAAAUUUCAAUCCCCUGGGUUCCAAAAAAAGAGGAACCUUACAGUUUACAUUAUAACAGUUACGUAAAUUGAAUAUAUAUAUAU